CCAGAGACACAGACCAUCACAUCGUUUUACAACAGUAACAGAAAUGUAGGAGAAUGAAUAAAAUGAGUUCUCUGCAACAUAAACUUCCACAGUGGAUGUCUUCACAAAGUAAAGGCUAUCCUUGGGGAGACAAAAAGAAGUCUCAUGUUCAGAAGAGUCUUCUGGAAGAUGACCUGCCUUUUUUAGUGUUCCAUGGCUCCAUUGUCUAUAGCUAUGAUGCCAGUGAUUGUUCCUUUCUCUCAGAAGAUAUCAGAAUAAAUUUAGCUGAUGGAUCUGUGAUAGGAUUUGACAUUGAAUGGCCACCAUCAUACAUUAAAGGAAAAGUGGGAAAAGUGGCCCUCAUCCAAAUUUGUGUGUCUGAGGAAAAGUGUUAUCUCUUUCACAUAUCUUCAAUGUCAGGUUUUCCAACAGGACUCAAAAGAUUGCUGGAAGAUGAAACAAUUAAAAAAGUUGGUGUAGGAAUUGAAGGAGACCAGUGGAAGCUGAUGAGUGAUUUUGAAAUCAAACUGAAGAGCUUUGUAGAGCUGGCUGAUGUUGCCAAUGAAAAACUUAAGUGUAAAGAGAUAUGGAGUCUAAAUGGUCUGGUAAAACACCUAUUCAGUAAGCAGCUUCUGAAGGACAAGUCUGUUCGUUGUGGUAACUGGGAAGACGUUCCACUAAGCGAUGACCAGAAAUUGUAUGCAGCCACUGACGCCUAUGCUGGCUUCAUCAUUUUUCAAAAACUGGAAUAUAUAAAUAAUGGUGAUCAGAAGCUAUUCGGUAUAAGAAGUGAUGGGAAGAUGUUUGCAAAUGAAGUGAAGAACCAAUUGACUUCAUUAGCUGAAGAGAUGAUGGAUCUGGCUAAGUUCUCUGGCACUUCUGGACAACUUACAAACACAGAGAGUAGAACUGUGGAAAUAUUAACUUGUAUAUCGGAAAAUAUAAGUGCCUUAAGAAGCUUGUUGCUUCAUGAAUCAAAUGAUCAAGUGGAAUUGGGAAGCAGUUGUGCUGUAGGUUCAAGAAGACCUGGAAUUCUGUCCACCAUUCUUGAAGAAGAAAUGGGUGUAACACCUGAAUUUACUAGAAGACUGCAAGAUAAUUUAAACGACUCUGAUCAUUCUUUAAUGUGCAUCAAGGGGGAGCAUCCUAGUGAUAAAGAAACAGAAGGUACCAAGAUUGACCAUAAAGUUGGGACCGAAGAGGCAGAAUCCAAGAAAAGCCGGGAUAGAGACUGCUUAAUGUCGCUUGACAUUACUGAAUAUGAACUUCAAAUGUUGGAGCAACAGGCUAAUGAAGAAAUGCUAAAAGAAGCUGUUUGUGUGACUGAGAACCCUUAUUCCAGGGAAGAGGAAAAUAACCUUGCCUGUGUCAUUGAAAGUGAUGAAGAACUAGAAAUGGAAAUGAUUAAAACUUUGGAUGAUGUCAGCAACUGUAAAGUGGAUCUGACUAACUCAAACUCCACUGAAACUAAGAAAGAUAGACACACAAAAUUGCAUCUUGCUCCAGAUGAUGAUGAAGAUGAGGGCAUUGAGGAGGAGGAGGAAGAAGAAAGCUGGGAUCCCUUGUUGCCCAGCCCUAGUGAAAAAGAAGAAAUAUGUUUAAAAACAUAUUUUGGUCAUUCUGCUUUUAAACCGGUCCAGUGGAAAGUAAUCUAUUCUGUUUUAGAAGGUAGAAGAGAUAAUCUUGUUGUCAUGGCAACUGGAUAUGGGAAGAGCCUGUGUUUCCAGUUUCCACCUGUUUACAUGAGACGUACAGGAAUAGUCAUCUCUCCUCUCAUUUCUUUGAUGGAGGACCAAGUACUGCAACUUGAUAUGUCAGGCAUUCCAGCUUGUUUACUUGGAGCAGCUCAGUCAAAAAAUGUUAUAGGGAACAUCAAAGCAGGUCACUAUAGAGUUGUCUACAUGACUCCAGAGUUUUGUUCAGGAAACUUAUCGUUGAUUCAGGAACUUGACCAAACUAUUGGUAUCACACUCAUAGCUGUCGAUGAAGCUCAUUGCAUUUCAGAGUGGGGUCAUGACUUCAGAAAUUCCUUUAGGACUUUGGGUUUGUUAAAGACGACUCUCCCUUUGGUUCCUAUUGUUGCUUUAACUGCAACAGCAAGUCCUUCGGUUAGAGCAGACAUAGUAGACUGUCUGCGCCUAAGGAAUCCUCAGGUCACGUGUACUAGUUUUGACCGACCUAAUCUGUACUUGGAAGUUGGACGGAAGACUGGCAGUAUCCCUCAGGAUUUAAAACGAUUCCUCAUUAAAAAGGGAAGUUCUACCUAUGAGUUUGAAGGACCUACUAUUGUCUAUUGCCCUUCAAGAAGGAUUACCAAUCAAGUAGCUGCUGAGCUGAUGAAAUUAAAUGUGGUCUGUGGCAUGUACCAUGCUGGCAUGGGAAUCAAAGAAAGAAGAUGUGUCCAUCAUAGGUUUAUGAGAGAUGAAAUCCAGUGUGUUGUUGCUACUGUGGCUUUUGGAAUGGGUAUCAAUAAAGCAGAUAUCCGGAGAGUUAUUCAUUAUGGAGCCCCUAAGGAAAUGGAAUCAUACUAUCAAGAAAUUGGAAGAGCUGGCCGUGAUGGACUUCCUGCUUCUUGCUCUGUAUUGUGGACUCCAGCUGAUAUGACUCUUAACAGACAUCUUCUCACUGAGAUACGUAAAGAAGCAUUUCGACUGUACAAGUUAAAGAUGAUGGCAAAAAUAGAAAAGUAUCUUAACUCAAACAGCUGCAGAAGGAGAAUCAUCUUGUCCCAUUUUGAAGACAAACAACUCCGAAAGGUCUCCUCUGGCAUCAUGGGAACAGAAAAAUGCUGUGAUAAUUGCAGAUCCAGAGCCUUUUGCUUCACAGCUGCAGAUGAGACAGAAAGUAAUUUGCAGGAUUUUGGGAAGCAAGCAUGCCAGCUGAUGUCUGCAGUGAGUGCCUUAGAUGAGAAGUUUGGAACUGGUGUUCCAAUUUUGUUUCUUCGAGGAUCUAAUUCUCAGCGUCUCCCAGAUAAAUACCGAGCUCACACACUUUUUGGUUGUGGGAAGGACUGGCCAGAGAAUUGGUGGAAGGCAUUAGGACGAGAGCUUAUCAGUGAGGGAUUCCUUAAAGAAGUUUCCGGUCGAAACAAAUUUGCAACCAUGUGUGUGCUUACUCAGAAGGGUAGAAACUGGCUACAUAAAAGUAAAACUGGAUUGCAUCAAAGCCUUCUGUUACAGCCUAGUGAAGAACUAUAUCUUAAGAAACUUCAUUUCCCAAGUACCAGACAAAUGCCAUUGGUUUCUGGGGAGCAUUCAUCAAACACAAAGUUAAUGAAGACCCUGGUGACAAAGUCACAACUGCAUGAAAUGUUUUCACAUAAAGAAGUCAGUAAAAUUUCUGCAAGAAGUAGUGACUCAAAUAACAGUAUUGUGGUACAGUCACCAGAUACCCUGGGAACUGCUGUUUCAGCCAAAGAGAAGGAACUGCAUACUAUUCUCUACAGCAAGCUAUUGGCAACCAGACAAAAGUUAGCCAAUGAGAAAUUCAUUCCUCCAGCUGUGCUGGCAACAAAUAAAAUAUUAGUGGACAUGGCCAAGAUCAGGCCUACAACUAUUGAAAAUGUGAAGAGAAUUGAUGGUGUAUCUGAAGCUAAAUCUGUCAUGUUGGUACCUCUCCUGAAUGAAAUCAAGGCGUUUUGUCAGGCAAAUAAUUUGCAGGCAGAUACAUUCCCAACUUCUGAAUCUAGAGAACAGCAGCAAGCAGCCGUUCAGAAGGGUGUUGGGUGCCGACCCCUCCCUCAGUCGCAGCUUAUAACGUACAGGCUGUUCCAGGAAAAGAACCUAUCUUUGAGGAGCAUAAGUGAGAGCAGGUCUCUUCCUCUUUCUGUGAUUGGCACUCAUUUAUACCAGGCAAUGAUAUCUAACAAUCCAGUUGACUUAGAACGAGCAGGUCUGACUCCUGAAAUUCAGAAGGCUGUUUCCAAUGUUAUCAAAAAUCCUCCCAUCAACUCAGAUUUAACCAAAAUACAAGAGAUUAGAACACUGGUUCCUCCAAAUAUUGAAACAUAUCUUAUCAGAAUGACAAUUGCACUACUGGAGAAAGGAAAUGGAAGUAAGCCAUGGAGUCAGCAGUGUCAGUCAAGCAACAGAAGAAUGCUGGAUGAAUCUGAAUGUCUGCAGGCAAGUAUGGGACCAUCCCUGGAGAGCAAAGAAGAUGUUUUGUGGAUUGAGACAAAGUCUGAAAAGAACAACAAGACAGAUGAUAUACAACCAGUUAAUACCAAACAGGAUGUGCCAGGCCAUCAAAGCUCCCUCAGAUUAGCCUCCUGGAAUCAACCUUCCCUUCAUCCCGAUGAAGAAGGACUGUUUGCUGACUCCCAGUCAAUGACUUUGAGUCAGCCUUCAAAGAGGAAGUUGCCAGAAUGGUUUGGGACUUCAAAGCAGACAGCUCCUUCUGAUACUGCUGGCAAGAAACCAAAAAUGGGAGCAAAAAAAGGACUCUUUGGUUGAACUAGGAUAUAACAAAUGCAUUUUUCCCCCAUUAAAGGUGCUUAGGGACACACAUGAUUGUUUUCAUUAUGGCAUUCUAAAUCAUGUGGUAAACAGUAUACUAUGAAAGGUAUACUUGAUUUCCUGAAUAAACAGUGUUCCAGAGGUGAAACAAAGUACCAAGCUUGAACUGAGGGGCUCCAGUUUCAGCCCUUGAACUUCUCAGUGCAUGGACAGAAACAAGUUACAAAAUCCCAAAUCCAGGUAUGCUCCACUCUUCACUGAGUGAAAUUUGGACAACUGAAGGGGAAGUCCCUAUUGAGCUGAAUGUUGUCUUCAUGAAGACUGUGUUCAUUACGCAGGCUUUUUCAACUGGCAUUGGCUUUAUUCCACAGGUUUCUAUGUUUAAGGUUGGUAGCAGACUGAAUUUGGAAAAAUAAUAAAUAUCAUAUAGAGGAAUACGGGGUGUGUUACCCCUUCCUCAUACCCACAAACUUAAAAUGUUAUGCUGCUGCUAGUACACACAGAAUGUGUUGUAUUGUGUUAGCAUUCCACACUUGCUAUAAGUAAAACUGCCUUGACACCGCUGUGCAGUAUCUCUGAUGCAAGAUUUACUGUAUGGAACCUUUUGUAUUAUUAAUAAACUUUAAAAAGUGGUUAAUUUCAUGUAGAAAAA
Messenger RNA from Alligator sinensis (Chinese alligator), 5085 nucleotides. RefSeq names its product Werner syndrome RecQ like helicase (gene WRN). Gene Ontology annotation, molecular function: four-way junction helicase activity; ATP binding; 3'-5' DNA helicase activity. The coding region runs from base 54 to 4430 and encodes 1458 amino acids. Gene Ontology annotation, cellular component: nucleoplasm; chromosome; cytoplasm. The transcript has 35 exons. NCBI's taxonomy places the organism in Eukaryota, Metazoa, Chordata, Crocodylia, Alligatoridae. The record is from RefSeq and is a predicted model, not a curated record. Gene Ontology annotation, biological process: telomere maintenance; double-strand break repair via homologous recombination; DNA replication.